AUGCAAAUUAAAGCGCUGCUCAUGUUAUCUGCAAUUACGCUUGCAGUCGGCGCAAAAUUAAUUUUACAAAAGUGUUGUCCGCAAAGGCUUGCUUACAAUUUUACUUCGGGAAAGUGUGAAGCCGUCAUAAGCAACCAGAUCAUCGCUUGGAUUCCCGACCAAUUUGAAACUAUUUUCAGUGAUAAUCAAAUUCUGGUGCCAUCUCUAGAAGAGUUUGAUUUUAAUUACGGACCUUGCCCUGAAAUAUUGCAAGACGUAGCUCGUCCGGUCAAGAUUGACCGAAGCACGAAUAUAAAACUUUCUAAAAGCAGCAUCGUCGUGUCCAACCAAACAUACCAACAAUGGUGUCUGGAUGCAGUUCUUGGCCAGUCUAGUAGACAAUGGGUCCUUUUAUCCUGCCCUUGUCUUCACGAAAACUGCAUUACGCGGUGCUGCCCCCACGGAAAACGUCUUCACAUCGAAAGGGCCUCUGGGAAAUCGUUCCACGAAAUAUGCCAAGACGAGGACAGUAGCUGGACACCGUGGACGGCGAAGGACUUGAGAAUAAAAAGAAAUUUCCUGAAACCUGAGAUAUUUCUGCACCUGAGUCUGCGUCAGUACAUGGAGAAUUGCUUUCUUUCUAUUAGAAAAGAUUACGCAAAAGCAAGACGGCCGGAAAUUAUAACUAAUUUUGAAAUCAACGAAUUCGGAGUUUUAAAAUCUAGAAGAUCUACGGCCAAUCGGUGGAGUUACUGCCUUGCCGAGGCGACGGUUCGGGGUGAGCUGAGGACCGUGGCCAUGCACUGUGACCGCACCGAGUACAACAGAAUUUCCAACAACGACGCCAUCGCCAUUAGUUUUUUUGCAGGCGUCGGAGCUUUUUUCACUCUCAUCACCCUGAUCGUCCAUUUGAUCGUCAAAGACCUGCGUCAGGACAUCAGCGGACUCAUCAUCAUCGCCCACUGCAUUUGCCUGUUCAGUGCCUACCUCUCGAUGGCCUUCCGACCCCUAGCUCGGUCUCAGGACACCAACGUUUGCAUAAUUUCAGGAAUUUUGUCGCACUUUUUCUUUGUCUCCUCCUUUUUCUGGUUAAACGUUCGCGCAAUAAUAAUUUACUGCACGUUUAGAUCCCUGGAUUCGAUGUUGAGCAAAUUGUCGCUGCGCAAAAGCAGUUUUCCGCUUUACGCCCUCUACGCUCUGGGGGUGCCAGCCCUGAUUUCGGCGUUCAUGGCCUGGGCUCAGUUCGCGGACAGCACAAGUCUGCCCUCGUGGGUCGUCUGGCCAGCUUUCGAUGACGCCUCUUGUUGGUUCAGAUCCUCCUUCAGCCGCGGACUCUACUUUUCCCUACCAAUGGGCAUCGCGUUGCUGAUCAAUAUUUUUCUUUUCAUCAAAACAGUGAUACAAAUCGAAUUAUUCCGAAGAGAGAAUCAAAAAGUUCUAAACAGAUCCGAAGACACCAUAAAAGAAACAAAUCUCAAAUUUCGCUCAGAAAAAUUCAAACUCUUCGCAACAUUUUCCAUUCUGCUGUGCGUGACAUACAUUCCAGAAUGUAUAUCUUGGUUUUACAAUGACUUUUCCUUUUACUAUUUUAUCUCAAUUUUCGUCAUCACCUUGCGCGCAAUUUUACUGUUCGUCAUUUUCUGCUUUCAAGAAAAGGUUUGGAUUUCGCUAAAGCGACAGCACCCUUGGCUUGAAAAACUAUCAUCUAGGUGCUGUCGAAAGAAAAGUUUGAGUGACAAAAGUCAGAUUUCGGAAAUGGAGAAUAAAAAGAGUUCAGCAGAAUCGACUGAUUUAUAAAAGGACUUCAAAAUUCGAAAGAAUCCUUCACAGAAAAAUAUUAAAAUAUUAUUGUAAAUAUAUAUGU
Molecule: messenger RNA, 1843 nt
Organism: Neocloeon triangulifer
Lineage: Eukaryota; Metazoa; Arthropoda; Insecta; Ephemeroptera; Baetidae
Product: G-protein coupled receptor Mth-like
Exons: 9
Coding region: 1-1776 (591 amino acids)
Biological process (GO): cell surface receptor signaling pathway; G protein-coupled receptor signaling pathway
Cellular component (GO): membrane
Molecular function (GO): G protein-coupled receptor activity
Source: RefSeq, a predicted model, not a curated record